CCCUCCUGCACGUAAAACAAAGUGUUUGAGAGCACCGUCGGGGCCAGGAAGCCGCUGCUCUGUCUCAGAAAAGAUCCGCAGCCCUUGGCCGCACUGUUUGGAUGGCCUUGGACCGAAAGCAUUGUUCUUUAGGUAUUUACACACAAUUUCAACGUGUGUCGUUGAGUCCGGAAACUCGCAUUGCCUAACAGCACCCGCUGAUGCAGAUUAGAUUAAUCCCGAGAUAAACGACAGUCUGUGCGGUCGCCGAGGACUUCUCUGAGCAUUAACACACCUCCUGACAUGAAACGCAUUCACGUUAAAUGAGUUGCGGUCUUUUAGUGACGGAAGAAUUCAAAUUAAGCCGAAAAGCCCCAAACUGGUGUAUUUAUUCAAGCACAUUUCAGGAAAGUUAUGUUGGGCAGAUUUAACUUGCCGAAUGUGUACGAGGAUGACCUGUAUAUGAAUUGCGCAUCGGGGCGGCCGCUCGACAGCCCGGACUCCGGACUGCCGCCCAGCCCGUGUCCGAGCGCCUGGCUGCAGCCAGCUUGGACCAGCCCGCGCGCUGAGGAGGCGGGCGGAGGGACUCCGGAGAAGGCUGGAGCGGUCACUGCAUUUUCACCGCUGUUUCGUCCUCUGUCCUACCGGGAAGAAAUCGAACUGGACCCACUGCCACCGAAAGUUGUCCGAUAUACAUCAUCCGUCCGCUAUGACUCCGAUCGGCAUUUCAUCCAGUGCGUAUCGCUGCAGCCCCGUGGUUUUGGCCUGGAGUCCUGCAGCCAGACGGUCGUAGCCCUGUCCCACAACACCUGGCGCUACUACCGGACCCAGCUGCGCCUCGAGCCCCGGCAGCGGGCGCAGCGGUACCAGAGUACCAGCAUCCUGUACCCAAAACACGCGUGCGCCAUCUACGUCACGCACCUGCACUACGACUGCCGCAGGCACACGCGGCGCUUCCUGUCCGGGGUGGAGCUGGAGCCUCUGCAUGGGUAACGGCCUCAGGACGCCCUCACUGACACUACCCUUCACCCGCCGAAAUAAACUGCACCAACACAAACCCCUACCUUGGGAACCUCUCUGCUGAAACUGGCAGGGUUAUUAUGAUUGACAAGCAGGGUCAUAAUGUUCUGGUUUGAUGUCACGUGGCUCGGAAUGUCCAUGGGGUGUUUCUCAAUGUCUGUUCUUGUCAGUUCUUGGUAUUGAGAGAGACGCUAGCGAUGCACGGUGUGUUUUUAAUGUUAUUGUUCCCGCAGUGAGGUUAUGACGGGUUUAGAGGAAGUAUAGUGAGGUCCGUUGGAAGCUGAAACGCUGGUCUCCAUCUGCUUUCUGCUUUUCUUAGUAUUUCCUGACUGGUCCUACACUCACAGGUGCAUGUGAGCACAGGGUGCUGUGCUGGGGUGUGGUUUGGGUAAUGUGGUCUGUCACAACCCCUCAUUCUGUCUUCACAAAGUGUUUUCUCAAAGAACUUUCAGAUGGAAACUUGUUAUUGCAUGGCUUAGUUUUGAAAUACUGCUUACAAAUUGCCUGGUCAACAGGAUAUUCAGUAAGCACAUUUUCAAGGUGUUUUUUACAUGAGUUGUGUAAAGAGAAGUUCUUGCAACAAGUUUCCUGUUUGAACUUCUUUAGCACACAGUAAGGGAUGGUGCGACUGAAUGAAAAGCUGUGUUAUGCAUAACAGGGUCUUGUGUGUGUGUGGGUGAGAGAGAGAGAGCGUGUGAGAGGGUAACAUGUUAAUUAAUUUUUAUCUUCUCUGUAAAUUAUAUUGCUUUUCCGUGAUGUAUAGAGAUUCUACCAUAAAUUGUGCAAAUAUAAUCUCAACUGUUUUAAUAAACUUUGAAAUUAAUAAUAACCA
Messenger RNA from Conger conger (European conger), 1831 nucleotides. It is a transcript of the gene rflnb, whose product is annotated as refilin B. Gene Ontology annotation, molecular function: filamin binding. NCBI's taxonomy places the organism in Eukaryota, Metazoa, Chordata, Actinopteri, Anguilliformes, Congridae. Gene Ontology annotation, biological process: negative regulation of bone mineralization involved in bone maturation; actin filament bundle organization; negative regulation of chondrocyte development. Gene Ontology annotation, cellular component: actin filament bundle. The coding region runs from base 394 to 972 and encodes 192 amino acids. The record is from RefSeq and is a predicted model, not a curated record. The transcript is spliced from 3 exons.